Candoia aspera is the source of this 3128-nucleotide messenger RNA. It is a transcript of the gene LCA5, whose product is annotated as lebercilin LCA5. Gene Ontology annotation, biological process: intraciliary transport. Gene Ontology annotation, cellular component: axoneme. The transcript has 8 exons. The record is from RefSeq and is a predicted model, not a curated record. The coding region runs from base 285 to 2318 and encodes 677 amino acids. Lineage: Eukaryota; Metazoa; Chordata; Lepidosauria; Squamata; Candoiidae.
CUUCACCCGCGUUACCUUGGAAUCUGCUGUACAUAUUCUGGGACUUCGGUGACGCUACGGCGCCUUUAAGGCAGCCCCGGCAACCGUCCGGCUCCGUCAGUGGGGACGUAGAGCCCCCGGAGUCAGAUAAAAACAUACAUGAGAAAUAUUGAUUGACAAAGUGAAGUCAGCAGCUCUUCUAAACUUAGGUAAUGAAUUGACAAGAAGCCAGUAGUGACUGUGUAUGAGCCUUUAUCUGGAAAAUGACUAUUUGAGGAAAAGUCUGCAGCAUUUUGUUUUUUGUAAUGGAAGAAAGAGGAAGGAGUCUGGAUUCUGGGCACAGCAGAAAAUCAGACAGUGAUAAAAGCAGUAAUUCAUAUUACUCUGAUGAUUCAUCUCAUGCCUCUGAUCACUCACCAACCAUCAGCACUCAGUCUAUACAUACUGUAAACAGAAGUAAUAAAAUACAGAACUUGAAAAGCCAUGCAGAUUAUCAUGCCACAAAGCAAUUUUCCUCUAAAUAUGCACCCAGCAAGAGAGGAAACCGCUGGGGUUUUUACUCCCAGAGCCUCAACAGGGAGUCUCCUGCCAAAGAUAUUAGUCUUGUUACAAAAAGAGUGCUUUCUGCUAGGCUGCUGAAAAUUAACGAGCUUCGUAAUGAACUGACUGGGCUGCAUGUCAAACUUGAUGAGUUGCAGAAAGAAAAUAAGGCACUAAAGCAGCUUCAGUACAGACAUGAGAAAGCCCUCCAUAAGUUUGAAGACACAGAAAACGAAAUCUCUCAACUUCUGGCACGGCAUAAUGAUGAGAUGAGAAUACUAAGGGAGCGCUUAAGAAAAUCACAAGAAAGAGAACAAACAACUGAGAAGAAACUCAGGGCUUCAGAGGAAGAGCUAUUCAAGGCUAAAGGUAGUUUGCAAAAACUGAAAAAACUUGCAGAAGAUAAGCAUCUCCCUGAACGUGAAGAGCUGGCUAAGAAGCUGGCACUUGCAGAAAAUAGAUUGGAUGAUAGCGAGAAGAGAAUUAAGGAUUUUGAGAAGAAGCUUGAUCUUAGCAAUAGUAGUUUCCAGAGACAACUGCAUUCUGAGAAAAAGAAAUUGUAUGAAGCCCAAGAAGAAAAUAAGAUUAUCCAAGAGGAAGUCCAACGGUUAAAACAAAAAUUAAAGGAAAGAGAGAGAGAGCUAGAGACAAAAAAUAUAUAUGCUAAUCGUAUGUUAAAACAUUCACCUAAAAAGCAUGUUGAUAUAACACCAAGAAAAAAAGGUAUUGAUAAAAAUACUACAAGAGAAGUACAGAACACAAAAGGGGUACAGACUGCUGGAUACUUUUCACCAGUAGAAUUUCCAUUGCCACCGGAUUUCAUUUCUGAUGAAAUACUAGAUAAAAAGGAAGAGGAUGGGCAUCUCCACCUGGAACAGAUAGUUAAAGACUGGAAAGAACAAGCAGAGCAUUUCAAGCAGGAGCAGAACAGAGAAAGAGAAGAGAAAUUAAAAAAUGAACAAGAACUCCAGGCAUUGGAAGAAAGAGCCAAGAAACUGAGAGAUGAAUGGGAGAAAGAAGAAUCAGACAGAAAGAAAAAAGAAAACAGUCUUUUGCUUGAAAAUGAAAAAGUAAAGAUAGAGACCAAAAUAUUUAUUUCAGAAAAAGAGACACAAAAUCACGACAGAGCAGAAGAGGAAAGACAGAAAGAAAUUCUUCUUGCUAAGAUGUAUGAAAUUGACAGGGAAACUCAAAACAACAUAAAAACUGCUCCCCAAGAACUUACCACAGAUACUGUCGCUGUACCUUAUAUUCUGGAAAAAAAUCAGAGACUAUACCAAUUGUCAGAGACAACAGAGAAAUUGUCUAAUGGAUUACCAGAACCUGACCGCUUUAGUAUGGCUACCAAAGAAGAAAUCCAAAAACAGCAACCUACAGACAUCACAUGCACAAGCAAUGAUUUGAUAUUUGGUAGUUACGUACCUUCCUUUGGGAAAGGGUCAGGGAGGCCAAGCUGGCUUAAUCAAAAAAUUGACUUCUUAGAUGAACUCACUAAGGAAAAUGUAGGUCUUGAUACUAAGAAAGAGAGAAAGUCUAAUUUAAUGGAGCAGCUGUUUGGUAGCAGUGUCAAUACAAUCACUCCACCCAAGAGAAAUGAUUUUCAACAAGACAGUAGUACAAACAGUGGUUUUCAGGCUAAAGGUACCAUGGUCAACAUUAAAAAUGACACUGAUCUUUUUUUUAGUGAAGGAAAGAGCUUUAAUCCCCAAAGACACCGACUGCAACACACAGCAAAUAGACCAGCAGUUAAGGCAUUUGAUUGUUUAGAAGAUGACAUUGAGGAAGUAUUAUUGCAGUGAUUUUAUUCUGUAAAAUAUGUAAAUAGUAUAUAUUUAGUAUGUUUAUAGUUUUAAAUACUUAUCAGAUACUAUAAAUAUGAAGUGAUUGACAUUAGGUUAUAUAGCUUGGGGAAUGAUCAAGAAUGCAGCUUUUUAUUUAGUGCCCUAAGCAAAAAUGGUGACAAUUGAAAGAUAAAACAAGAUGUACUUGCCUGUGGUUAUCUUCCUGUUUUUAUUCUAUUAAUAGAAUCACUUGUCCCUCUACUUGGAAGAAAAUAGUGUUCUCUACAUAUUUUUCAUCAGUUGCUUCAAAUCAACACCUCAGUAGCACAUCCAAAUAAAUGGGGGUGUUUUUGAAUUUACCCAUGCAAAGAUAUAGCCAAGAAUCCUUCCUUUUUAAAAGCAUCUUUCCACCACCAUUUUGUUAAGUAUCUCUUGUAGAGAGUGCUUCCUUUAUGGAGAACCUUCAAGUUUUUAAAAUUGAGGGUGCAGGCAAAACAAUUAAUGCAGAAAAGACUGGAUUGUCCCUUUAACAUUAGUUUAUAUUCUAGUUUUGCAUAAUAAACCUAAAUGUUUGCUUUAAAUUUAAUAGAUGUUUAUCAGCCUCUGUCACUGAAUAAAAUUGACUGUAAUACUUGAUGACAAUAUAGAGAGCGUUGUAAUUUGUUGUUCGAAAGCUUAUGAGAAAAGUGUUUAAUAGAGAAACAAAAAAUGUAUGCCCAUUAAAUUAACCUACACUUUAAUUGUACCAUGCCAGCUCUAUUAAAAACUACAAUACAAUAACUGGGUUGUGAAUUACUGACAUGAAUGAAAUCAAUUUGGCAAAGUGAA